This is a messenger RNA of Pygocentrus nattereri (red-bellied piranha), 5481 nucleotides long. It is a transcript of the gene mknk2b, whose product is annotated as MAPK interacting serine/threonine kinase 2b. The record is from RefSeq and is a predicted model, not a curated record. The transcript has 14 exons. NCBI's taxonomy places the organism in Eukaryota, Metazoa, Chordata, Actinopteri, Characiformes, Serrasalmidae. Gene Ontology annotation, molecular function: calcium-dependent protein serine/threonine kinase activity; calmodulin binding; calcium/calmodulin-dependent protein kinase activity. Gene Ontology annotation, cellular component: nucleus; cytoplasm. Gene Ontology annotation, biological process: intracellular signal transduction; protein autophosphorylation; peptidyl-serine phosphorylation. Bases 250 to 1680 code for a protein of 476 amino acids.
CUUCCACCACAUCAGCCCCGUCAGCUCACGACCGACAUCUGCUGCUUUCCGAAGCAGAGAGGGGUCAAACAACGGCGUCCAGACUGGAGCUUUAAAACGGAAAACACCACCAACGACGGGGUUUCCCCUUCGAAGCACACGGUCACCAGACGUCAUUUAGCCAAGUGAAGUUAAUCACUGAAGCUAAAAGACCACCGUUGUUGCCACCAGCCACCAAUCCAAAAAAGUCACUGAUUCAGGAAAAGAAAAAUGGUGCAAAACAAGAUUGCCGCUGUAACCGGAUUUCACUGCUCUUUCAAGGGCCAGAAUCCUUUUGAAUCAGAAGAAUUCAGCAAAACUGGAUCCCACCUUCUUGACACUGCCUUCAAUUUUGAUUGUUCUAACCGCCCCGACAUGCCAUCCAGUCAGCCAAUCGACAUACCCGACGCUAAGAAAAGAAAUAAGAAGAAAAAGAGGUGCCGGGCAACAGACAGCUUCUCAGGACGGUUUGAGGAUGUAUAUAAGCUUCAGGAUGAGGUGUUGGGGGAGGGAGCCUAUGCAAGAGUCCAAACUUGCAUCAGCCAGAUCACCCAGAAAGAAUAUGCUGUAAAAAUCAUCGAGAAGAGGCCAGGACACAGCCGAAGUCGUGUAUUCAGGGAGGUGGAGAUGCUGUAUCAGUGCCAGGGCCACAGAAACAUUCUGGAGCUUGUGGAGUUUUUUGAGGAGGAGGAGAAGUUUUACCUAGUGUUUGAGAAGCUGAGAGGAGGCUCUGUCUUGACCCACAUUCACAAAAGGAGACACUUCAGCGAACAAGAAGCUAGCAUUGUGGUGCGAGACAUCGCAAGCGCUCUGGACUUUUUACACAACAAAGGCAUGGCACACAGAGACCUCAAGCCUGAAAACAUCUUAUGUGAACAUGAGGACAGGAUUUCGCCUGUGAAGAUCUGUGACUUUGACCUGGGCAGUGGGAUCAAGCUGAACAAUGACAGUUCUCCCAUCUCCACGCCAGAGCUCCUCACACCGUGUGGUUCAGCCGAGUACAUGGCGCCUGAAGUGGUGGAGGCAUUCAAUGAAGAAGCCACCAUCUAUGAUAAGCGCUGUGACCUGUGGAGCCUGGGGGUUAUCCUGUACAUCAUGCUGAGCGGCUACCCUCCCUUCGUGGGCCGCUGUGGAAGCGACUGUGGUUGGGAAAACGGGGAGCCAUGCCAAGCCUGCCAGAACAUGCUGUUUGAGAGCAUUCAGGAGGGCAAGUACGAGUUUCCCGAGAAGGAGUGGGCUCACAUCUCCUCCAGUGCCAAAGACCUCAUCUCCAAAUUGCUGGUCCGGGACGCAAAGAACCGGCUCAGUGCUGCUCAGGUUCUGCAGCACCCAUGGGUCCAAGGGGGUGCUCCUGACUCUAUGCCCUCCUCCAUCCUGCUUCAGAGGAACAGUAGUGCUAAGGACCUGACGUUUUUUGCUGGGCAGGCGGUGGCCGUAAACCGCCAGCUUGCCCAGCAGGAUGACCUUGAAGAGCAGCAGAAGGAGGAGGACGCCCCUCAGGUGGUGACGGUGGGCGCAUGCUCGAUGCGCCUCUCGCCUCCUUCCACCUCCAAACUGGCUAAACGGCGGCAGAGGAGCAGCCUCCUGAAGGGGGCACCGGUCUCAGCCGCAGAACUCAGCCAGCUCCUCGCUCCACUGGUUAUCAUUGGGGACUGUGCCUGAGAGGAGGGCUUAUCUGGUGAUGGACAGUUGACAUCUUUGUCUGUGUGAAGGAGAGAACGUCUCUGCUGCAAGUGUCCCUCCCCUUCUCUCAUAGAAAAGGGAUACCUCAUUCAAAAAAACAGCAGUGCGAAUGUGAUCAAGCUUCCGGUCACCCAUUGGCUUUCAUCACUAGUCAUCAUUCUUGUUGAUCUUUUUGGAUGAAGUAUUUCUAUAUUAAAUAUCUCACCCAGUUGCUCUCCUUUAUCUCCCCUCUGGGCCCCCCCAGCACUUCUCCCAGCAACUUGGCAUAAGGGGGCACCACUGGGUUUGGGACAGGGCAUACGAAGCGUUGGGUCAAAACAUCCGUUUUAAUUUAAGACAGAGUAUUUUGAAGCCAGCCAGCUCAGACACCAAAGGACUAGAACACCCACAAUCCCCUUCUCUCCAUCCCCCCCACCCCCAGCUCCCUAUCUUGUGCUGCUUCCACAUUGCAACUGGAUCCACUGUGAAUAAUUUCUCAAUGAGAAGACAUUGUUUCGUUUCAGGAAUGUUUCUGCCUGUACGUGUGUAUGUAUGUGCGCAGAUGCUCCAUCGUCAGUAGGUUCAUGCACACUUAUGCAACUCCUGAUGAAGGUAAAUCAGGUCAGGCGUGACUUCAGUGGAGCUCUCAGUGCCUCAGCCCCUCACCAUUAGUGUCAUUUUCUGAAAGCCUUUGAAUUCCGUCAUCAGCGGAUAAUCCUCUAUCCAGACCAGACCGUUAGGAGCCAUAUAAUGCAGGAUUGGCCAUUAGUACCAAAACAAUAAAUGCACUUGGCCUUUUUUCAGGGCUAGAGUGCUUGCAAGCAUUUGGUCGUUUCUGAAAGUGCACUUUCAUAAGCAAGCACUCCCCCCAACCCCCCCCCCUGCCCCCCCCUUCCCCCUUUGCAAGGUCAUCUGCUUGAAGAUUUAUGGUUUCAGCACCUCAAACUUACCUUCUAUUUGGGAUGUUUUCAUUGGGGGGAAAAAUCCUAUUUGAAUUCCAAUGACUGACACAGCAGUUAAACUAAAGUACAAAAGCCUUCAUGCCACACUGACACAUUUGAGCAAUGGUUAAGAUCAGUAUGAGCAAAAAAUGCCUUUCACUUCAUUAAAUGCACACCAAGAGGGGGUUAUCAUGUGGUUAUGCAAGCACAGGUCUGUCCUUGUGACUAUAUGAACUCCAGCUGGUCAUGGAAUAAGGCUUUUAUUAUGAAGUGUCCUCCCUCUCUUUGAAGGAGGGAGGGGCUCGACUACUUUAUUUUGGCACUGAUGCCACAGCUCAAUGGUACAGUCAUUAGAAAACCAUUGCCUUGUGGUCACUGCCAAAUAAGUAAGCAUUUAACCUGUUAAGCGGUCCUUUUAUAAAGUAAUUUAAAAGUAAGAAAAAAAAAAUGGAAAAGCAUUCCAGGAAAAAAAAAACACACCAGGAGAAAAGAAAAAAGAAAAAAAAAGUCUUCCAAGAAAAUGUAGUUGUGUACGUGUGAAAAGUUCUUUUUAAAGUUUACUUUUGUGUGUAACUCCAAUUGAAACUGUGCCACACUGAUGUUUUAAGCUUUGUUAAGCUUUCAUUAUUACUAUAAUAAUUAUUAUUAUUUUGUAUCUUUAACCAGGUGCUGUUCAAAUGUUCAGGUGCAACACCUGAUUUUUUUUUUUUUUUUUUUUUUUUUUUUUUUUUUUUUUUUUUUUAUAUAAAGACUCUUAAGUAUUCAUGUUGAUGAUGUAUUGUGUAAGUUGGGAGUAUGAAAUUGCGAGAGGGGUAAGAAGUACAAUUUUCUUUUUUUUUUUUUUUUUUUUUUUUUUUUAAAAACAGUUGAAGUGAGAAAGAGGCCCACGAAGGCCGUUUUUUCAGUGUAUUUGUGUUGAAAUGUAUUUUCUCAGAAAGAAUUGGUGACCCAGAACAGAGGCAAGGUUGUUAGAAAGUGAGUCUAGAUUGUGAACUAUUAUUAUUAUUGUUUAUUUUUUUUAUUUUUUUAUUCUUCUCUAGAUUGUACUUGUUUUCAAGCAUUAAUGUCACCGUUAAGAAGGCACAAAACAUCUGAGCAUAUAAUCCUGUUGAGUGCAUGUUAACUGAGCAUUGCCCACUGGGCAGUGCGGUUCUUUGUGGGAAACAUCAAACAGAGGCAGUCCUCGCGUUAAAGGGAAGAUCCACCAGUUUUCCAAAAUUUAAGCCUGAUUACAUUGUUGAGAUUCAAGCAAAGUUAUUCAGAGUGGUUUGCUGUGAAAAGUUCUUGCAGUCGGAACCGUUUACAAUGGUGGUGAUGGGAACCGGGCGUCCACCUCUAAAAGCUUAUUAUUAGUUAUUACGCCGAAUGGUUAUGGUUACUCAGCCUGUCUGAGUACAUUGUUUAACAAUAGUUUGGCCUGAAAUGCAUUUUUGAAACUCUUUCAUGGUUGAAGGGCACAUGCUGGGUGUUGAGAGGCGCAAUAGUCCUUUUUUGCGGUUUACCACUAUUUAUAGUUGCUCUAUUUGUAUUGGCUAGACUUUGUGACCCCUGGUUCCCUUCACCACCACUGUAAAGAAACCCAAGUCAGUAUGUUUCUGUGUACAGAGCCAUUUCACACCAAAUCACUGACUGCGUACAUCUUAACAACAAAAUUGUACAGAAUUUUGAAACCUUGGUGGAAUUCCCCUUUAAGAGCUGAUUAACUGAGGACACUGAUUGUAGUGUGUGUGUGUGGGUUUUUUUUUUUUUUUUUUUUUUUUUUUUAAGUCUUUCUACAGUCGUGUGUUUUGUGGAGGUUUAUGUCUUAUAAUAAGACUUACUUGAAUUGUAUAUGCAGCAGUUUUCUCACAUUUUGCUCGGGAAACUACUUUGCUACAACAAACCAGUUUAUAAAAAAAAAAAAAAAAGAAACAAAAGCAUUCAUAAGCUGAAAAGGCAAUCCUUUGGUUUGGAAAACUUUCAUUCUGACCACUUCUUGAUUCAGUAUUUCAUUUGCCUUUUUUAUUUUUAUUUCUGUUUUAUUGCUUUUUUCUUUUUUUUUAACCGAUACCAAACUUUGGCCUCUCAGAGGUGCUCAAAGAAGUCUGUGGCACUGGUGCUCAACUUUAAAGAGCCAGCCACCAUUUUCCCCCAUACAUAUGUUAUGGACUGCCUUGGGUGAGUUGGGGAUGACUGUGAUCUCCCCUUGUUUUUAUUAGAAAGGGGGUUCUGGGGAGGGUCAUUCUUUGCGUGUUUGGAGAGUCCCUGCACAGCUUGUGAAAUACAGCUGUAAUUGUAGACCUCAGAGUGGAACUUUAUCUCUCAGAUGUAGUUGAGAUUAAAGGGGUUCAGGUGCAUUUUGAGUUUUUCUCCCUGUUUUUCAUAUAAAUGUUCAUUUUAAUUUUAUUUUUAUUUUUAUUUUUUUAUUUUUAUUUAUAAUUUUUUUUUUUUUUUUUGUGAUCUUCUGGCCUGAAGGUUAAAGAUCAAGUCUUUUCUGUUCCGCACUGUCCCCCCGCCCCCCCAAACCAAAACAACUCAUGGGAAGAAGAGUUGGCGACUGAUUUGGGUUUUUCAUGUAGCAGGAGUUUUUACAGUUAGUGGAUUAAGAUAAGCAGAAUUGACGACUGUUCAGUAGAAAUGUCCUUUACCUCUUCUCCUGUUGGGCAGUUUGAUUCUGAAAACCGAAAGGUUUCACUUCUUGAAAAUGAUCCCCCUGCCUGGGGUUUCCCUCAGGACGAUGACAAAAACAUUGAUAUAAAGAAGCACUUUACUGUACCAUGUGGCUGACUUCAGUUCACUCGAAGCAAAAUUUAUGACUGUUGUUGCAGAAUUUUGUAUUGUUUUCUAAUGAAAAAGAAACAAUAAAACCCUUUGAACCACA